GCAGUCUCUGGUCAUCUCCUGCACUGUCUGCAGUCUCUGGUUAUUCCCUGCACUGUCUGCAGUCUCUGGUCAUCUGUACUUAUGUCUGCAGUCUCUGGUCAUCUCCUGUACUAUGUCCACAGUCUCUGGUCAUCUCCUGUACUAUGUCUGCAGUCUCUGGUCAUCUCCUGUACUAUGUCCGCAGUCUCUGGUCAUCUCCUGUACUAUGUCCGCAGUCUCUGGUCAUCUCCUGUACUAUGUCCGCAGUCUCUGGUCAUCUCCUGUACUAUGUCCGCAGUCUCUGGUCAUCUCCUGUAGUAUGUCUGCAGUCUCUG
Molecule: messenger RNA, 314 nt
Organism: Staurois parvus
Lineage: Eukaryota; Metazoa; Chordata; Amphibia; Anura; Ranidae
Source: the annotation of a GenBank genome assembly